GCCAAAUCCUGCAAGCACUUGUGCAUCUGAGUAAUUUUACUCAUAUGAGUAGUUCUAUUGACUUAAAUGAGGCUGCUUAUGUGAAUAAAGUUACUUGCAUGCAUAAUUUUGUAGGAUCAGGCCCUUAAUUAUUAAAUGAAAGUAAAAUUGUAUGGUGAAGAGUUCUCUUAAAUUAUAUCAAUACCAAAGGAGGUAUAAGUGGACUAAUGCAGUAGAUUUUCACUUCUGAAGACCUAGGUUCAAAAUCUGCUUGAAUCACAAACAAAAAUAUAUCUAGUUUUAUUUUAGACCUCUGAAGACAUCACAAAACCAGCAGACAGUUUCGCUGUCUAAACCCAAGAAAGGUACAGGCAGAUGAAGCAUAUUUCAUUGGUCCAGCUGCCUCCCAGCAGAGCUACUUAGCAAUGGAAAAAAUAAUACAGGUGGCCAAAAUGUCAACAGCACAGGCUAUUCAUCCAGGCUAUGGUUUCCUCUCAGAAAACACAGAGUUUGCAGAGCUGUGCAAGCAAGAGGGAAUCAUUUUCAUAGGCCCUCCUUCAUCUGCUAUCAGAGAUAUGGGUAUUAAGAGCACCUCGAAGGCUAUAAUGUCUGCUGCUGGGGUUCCUAUCAUUGAAGGUUAUCAUGGUGAAGAUCAGUCCGAUAAAUGUCUAAAGGAACAUGCCAGGAGAAUUGGGUAUCCAGUAAUGAUUAAAGCAGUUCGGGGAGGGGGAGGAAAGGGAAUGAGAAUUGCUCACUCAGAAAAGGAUUUCCUCGACCAAUUAGAAUCAGCCAGGAGAGAAGCAAAGAAGUCUUUUAAUGAUGAUGCCGUGCUAAUAGAGAAGUUUGUAGACAAUCCAAGGCAUGUUGAAGUACAGGUGUUUGGUGACCAGCAUGGCAAUGCAGUCUAUUUGUUUGAAAGAGAUUGCAGUGUGCAGCGAAGGCAUCAGAAAAUCAUUGAAGAAGCUCCUGGGCCAGGAAUUGAGCCUGAAGUGAGAAGGAAACUUGGAGAAGCUGCUGUCAAAGCAGCUAAAGCUGUGAAUUACGUAGGAGCAGGGACGGUGGAAUUUAUUAUGGACUCUCAACAUAAUUUCUACUUUAUGGAGAUGAACACCAGGCUGCAAGUGGAGCACCCAGUUACAGAGAUGAUCACGGGGACUGACUUGGUGGAGUGGCAGCUUAGGGUUGCAGCAGGAGAAAAGAUUCCUUUAAUGCAGGAAGAAAUUGCACUCAGUGGCCAUGCAUUUGAAGCUAGAAUAUAUGCUGAAGAUCCUAACAAUAAUUUCAUGCCAGGAGCUGGACCCUUACUCCACUUAUCUACACCACCACCUGACAGGUUUACCAGGAUAGAAACAGGAGUCAGACAAGGUGAUGAAGUUUCUGUACAUUAUGAUCCUAUGAUUGCUAAAUUAGUUGUUUGGGCUGAGGAUCGCCAAUCAGCAUUGAAAAAGUUGCGGUACAGCCUUCAUCAGUACAAUAUCGUAGGACUAAGCACCAAUAUUGAAUUCUUACUAAGCUUGUCAGGACACCCACAGUUUGAGGCUGGAAACGUGCACACCAAUUUCAUUUCACAACACCAUGAUGAGCUGUUUCCAGUGAAACAGGCUACUCCAAAUGAAGUUUUGUGCCAGGCUGUUCUAGGACUCCUAUUGAGAGAGAGAAUGAUGACAGAUGCUUUUAGAGUUAAGUCUUAUGAUAAAUUCUCACCAUUUGCAUCCAGCAGUGGUAGAAGAAUAAAUAUGUCCUACACCAGAAAGCUGACUCUUCUAGAUGGUGAAAAUAAGGUGGACAUAUCUAUUGAUUACAAUCAGGAUGGUUCAUAUAACAUGCAGAUAAAAGAUAAAGCUUUCAAUGUUUCUGGAAACAUUUCUAAUGAGAACGAUUCAACUUACCUGAGAUGUUCAGUAAACGGGAUUGUUUAUAAAUCUAAAGUGGUCAUUUUGGACAACACCAUUUGCCUCUUCUCUCUGAAAGGCAGUGCACAAAUUGGCCUUCCAGUACCUAAAUAUUUAUCUGAAACAAGUGCAACAGGACCUCAAGGAGGAGCUGUAGCGCCUAUGACUGGGACAAUUGAAAAGGUAUUUGUGAAAGCAGGGGACAAGGUACAGGCUGGAGACCCUCUAAUGGUUAUGAUAGCUAUGAAAAUGGAGCAUACUAUAAGGGCUCCAAAGGCGGGAAUAAUAAAGAAGGUUAAUUACCAAGAAGGCUCUCAAGCCAACAGACAUGCUUCACUAGUUGAGUUAGUGGAUGAAGACAUGGAAUCAGAAUAAGCAAGAUGCUAUUUUUUGAUUUCUUGGUUUUCUCUAAGAAGAAGUUGUCCUUCUAUUUUAUUCAGCAUUCCAUGGAUAUAGUUACAUUACAGAUUAUGUCCACUUUCCCUUAAAACUGGAUACCACGGAAUUCUAAUAAAAGAUGAACAGAUAAAGGUCUGGUCCUGCAAUCGUUAGUGUAAAAUUCCUAUUGAGUAAUUACAUUUGCCUGAUUAAUGUAGGACCUGACCUUAUAUUGGUAUUCAUAGGUGUUUUCUUGUGAUUGGAGACUAGCUUCUAAAGUAUACAUUCUUGCCUACUUUGUCAUUAAAGAGCUACUAUUUUGCCAUAUUUUGCCUUAAAAUUUCCUACAGUUCACACUCCUUGUAAGCCAAUUUGAAAGCUGUCAGUGAUGGGCAAAUUUAAAUGAGUGCAUAAUAAUAUCAUCAUCCUUCCUGAGGCAAAACUCCCAUAAAAGGCUUGACUUUUGCCUGAGUAUUGAAUGCAGGAUUGGUCUUGUAUAUACUCUUUGCUAUGUCACUUUAUCUCUUGGUGCUUUUGUUUGUCCAUUUGUAAAUGGGGAUAAUAGUGCUUGGUUACCUCACACCUCACUGGGGGGCGGGGAACGAUGGAGAUUGAAUUUCCAUAAAUAUUGUUCCAGACGGGCAGUGUAAUAUUAUUGUUAUAUUAUUCAAAACUGAAUCUGUUUUCAGGAUGUGUUAUUCUAUCUUGAGAGCUCAGUUUGUAAUACAGAAAGAUUGUACAUUUAUUUCAUAUUAAAUAUUUGUGCCAUAAAAAAAUACAUAUUUUAAAAUUCUGAUUACUUUCCCACAUUUCUUCAUGUUUCAGUCUACAAACCUUAUAUGUUGUUCAUUUGCCAGAAUGUGGCCUUCCCAAGAUCCAUAAAACAUCAGACUGAGAGUA
This is a messenger RNA of Pelodiscus sinensis (Chinese soft-shelled turtle), 3149 nucleotides long. NCBI's taxonomy places the organism in Eukaryota, Metazoa, Chordata, Testudines, Trionychidae. The record is from RefSeq and is a predicted model, not a curated record.